Plectropomus leopardus (leopard coralgrouper) is the source of this 1304-nucleotide messenger RNA. RefSeq names its product dehydrogenase/reductase SDR family member 13-like. The record is from RefSeq and is a predicted model, not a curated record. Lineage: Eukaryota; Metazoa; Chordata; Actinopteri; Perciformes; Serranidae.
AUGUCGGCGCUGCUCUGCCUCGCUGCAGCGGCGCUUUUCCUCUAUGUGAUGGUGUAUUACGGCGCUUUCAGGGGAGCCAGGUGCUGCAGCUCCGCGCAGCUGAAAGGGAAGACGGUCAUCGUUACAGGAAGCAACACGGGUAUCGGCAAGGCGACGGCUCUGGAUCUGGCGAGGAGAGGAGCCAGAGUGAUCCUGGCCUGCCGCGACAAGGACCGAGCUGAGGCUGCGGCGUUCGACAUCCGGAGAGACAGCGGCAACCUUCAGGUGCUGUUCAUGCAGCUCGAUCUCGCCAGUUUCAAGUCCAUCCGCAACUUUGCUGAAACCUUCCUGAGGACUGAACCCAGACUGGACAUCCUCGUCAACAACGCAGGUGUGAUGGGUCCGGGACGCACUGACGAUGGAUUCGGCAUGGCGUUCGGGGUAAACCACCUGGGUCACUUCCUGCUCACCGGCCUCCUCCUGGAGCGGCUGCAGCGGUGCGGUCCGAGCCGCGUGGUCACCGUGGCCGCUCUGCUGCACCGCCUCGGCGGCGUCGACUUCCCUCUGCUGACGGUCAACAAGGACGUGGUUUCUGCUCAGUCCACCUGGAACAACUUCCAGGCGUACUGCAGCAGCAAGCUGUGCAACGUGCUCUUCACCAGGGAGCUCGCCAACCGGCUGGAGGGCACCACCGUCACCUGCUACAGCCUGCACCCAGGAGUCGUCUACACAGAGCUGUGUCGCAGUCUGAGCCCGUGGCUGCAGAUCCUCAUCGUGCCCUUUGCCAAGCUCUUCUUCCUGGACCCUGAGGGGGGGUCCCAGACCACCCUGCACUGUGCCCUGCAGGAGGGCAUCGAGUCCCUCAGCGGACGCUACUUCUCAAACUGUGCGCUGCAGCAGGUGGGAGCCAAAGGACGAGACGACGCCCUGGCAAAGAAGCUGUGGGAAGUGAGUGAGAGGUUAACCGGUUUAUCAUGACGGACUGAUCCAGAUCCAGAUCCAGAUCCAGAUCCAGAUCCAGAUCCAGUAUGAUCGCUCUGUGCCUCAUCAGAGACCUCAGCAGGUCCCACUGUCUGACUGUUGGUCUCUUUAAGGGCUGGUUUCCUGCACAUGCAUGAGGUAUUUUUUACUGUUUAUAUGAUCUGCACAACCUAACUUUUGUUUCUGUUGUUUAUUAACCCUUCAGAAACUGAGCAAAUUAGCUUUCUUUCCUUCAAAAAACAGACAAGAGACAAGCAACUUAUUAAGAGAUGGCCCAAAAUUUGCAAGAAAUUAGUAAAAAUGUUACAAGAAAAUUAUCUGUAAGCCCAAAAAAAUUGCAAAAA